Molecule: messenger RNA, 2728 nt
Organism: Frankliniella occidentalis (western flower thrips)
Lineage: Eukaryota; Metazoa; Arthropoda; Insecta; Thysanoptera; Thripidae
Product: tubulin polyglutamylase TTLL13-like
Exons: 6
Coding region: 57-1637 (526 amino acids)
Biological process (GO): protein polyglutamylation; microtubule cytoskeleton organization
Cellular component (GO): cilium
Molecular function (GO): tubulin binding; tubulin-glutamic acid ligase activity
Source: RefSeq, a predicted model, not a curated record
UUGGGUACUUGGAGUGUCUUUGGCCUAACCCACGCCUUGGUCUCUGCUCACAGAACAUGAAUGAGCUAAGCUGCAGCGCGAGCUCGGUGGUGCAGCGCUACGUGCAGGACCCGCUGCUCAUCGCCGGCUACAAGUUUGACCUGCGUCUGUACGUGUGCGUGCCCAGCUUCCACCCGCUGCGGGUGUACUUGUACCGCGAGGGACUGGCCCGCUUCAGCACGGAGCGCUUCUCGCUCAAGAGCCUCGACAACCUGUACUGCCACCUCACCAACACCUCGCUCAACAAGCAGGGCCCCGCCUACUCCGAGAUGAAGGAGCGCGUCGGAGCAGCGGGCUGCAAGUGGACGCUGCAACAGCUGCGGCGAUACUUCCACCAGGCGCGCAUAUCCGACUGGUGGCUCUGGCAACGCAUCUCGCAGCUCGUGGUCCUCACCGUCCUGAGCCAGCUGCGCGGUGUGCCGCGAACUGCCAACUGCUUCGAGUUCUACGGCUUCGACGUGCUCAUCGACUCGGCCAUGCGACCCUGGCUGCUCGAGGUGAACCUCAGCCCAGCGCUAGGAGUAGACUGCGACGCGGACCCCGUUGUCAAGAAGCCCAUGCUCCACGACCUGUUCGACCUGCUGGGCAUGCCGGUCUGCAACACGGGCCUGUCGCUGUUCCGCAUCUGGUCCAAGAACACACCGCCUGCGCUGUCCGUGCAGCUGCGACGCCGCCACGAGGAGCAGCAGCGGCAGCAGCAGCGGCAGCAGCAACAUCAGCUGCAACAGCAGCAACAGCAGCAGCACCGUGAGCGAGCUAGCACGCAGCAGCAGCUGCAGCAGCAGCAGGCGUCCAGCUCGGGCUCCAGUCACGGCUCCAGCGGCACGGAGGGCGCCGAGGAGGAGGACGACGUCCGCAGCCCCCGCCGCAAGAACUCGUCGGCCAUCACCGCGGCCACGGCGGCCGGCGUCUGGCGCAGGCGCUCACAGACCGCGUCGGCCGCGGGGUCGCAGCGGUCGCACAGGUUGAGUCGGUCAUCCUCGGUGGACGGCGAAGACGGCGUCGGCCUCGGGCAGGGUCCCCGCGCAAAGAAGCAGCUCGGGCGCGCAGGUGUGGGUGCGGGAACGAGUGCAAGUGCAGGGGGAGCAGAGCCGCGGUCCCGCGGCCACCACCUGCAGGCGCCCGCCGCCGCGCGCACGGCGGCGCGCAGCAGGAAGGUGCGCCGCUGCUCUGGCCCGGACCUGGAGGGCGACAUGGACAACGCCGUGCAGCUCAUCAACAACGGCAGCGGCUGGCGGAGGCCGAGGCCCUCCACGGCAAUGCCGAGACGAGGCCGUGCCGUCUGGGGUAAUGGCCGCGACUGGUCGCGGGCCCCGGCCGCAGAGGGCGACUGGGUGCGUGUCUACCCGACCUGCGACUCGUGGAUGGCAGCCGAGGACGACCUGGGGCCCCUGGCGCGCCUGCACGACGAGGACGCGGCCGAGUUGGUGCCCGUCGGCGACAAGGAGGUCAAGGCCAUCGUGGCGGCCGUCCAGAAGCUCAGCAGGGUGGUGCGGGAUGCGCACCGCCGCUACCCGAAGGUGUCCGACGACGAGCAUCUCCGCCUUGUCACGGACGCCGUGCAGGAAGACGUCAUCCUCUGGCUACCGAACAGCUGAGUUAGUUCUGAGCUUAAAAAUAAGCUUUUAAGUGAUGUGGAUUCCGAGACCGAGGAGUCGGCACCACAAUGUGGACAUGCCAUCUCCUGUGGCAUGGCACUAAAACCCUCUUCCAUUUUCUCACCUCUGCAGCCAAUGUGGAUUCCAUUUACCUGCAUGUUUUAUGCAGGAAAUUUUAUUUAUUGACGAAGCAAAAUCUAUUGCUUGACAAUAAUAAAUAUGUAUUUUUCCCGUAAAUUUCAAAAUUGUCACUUUUAAAGAACUAUAUCUAGAGAUGACUAUUCAGAUGUAUAUAGACUUUCCUCUAACUGGUAAGAGUGGCACAUUAUUUCUUCCCUUUUCAAAUGUUGUAGAUGUAACUUGAAACCUCAUCACUCGCUCAGUUCCUAUGUCCUUAGAAAAGUGCCAAUCAAUCGCAAUCAAUUCUGUUUAUAUAAAAUGUCUUUCUCAGUUUGUCUCAAAAUUAAAUCCUGCCAUAAACUGUAGUUGGUUAAGUGAUCCUGAUUUUUACUUUGAAUCGUUUUUAUAGCAUGUUUAGGAAGGCAGUCCACUAGGAAAAAUGGAUCAAUGUUUAGGAGGGUAUACAUAAAACACAUACUAUGUAAAUUAUUACGCUUGGAAAUUUUCCAAGGUAACAUGGGACCAUUGUAUUGUAUAUGUACUAUACUCUAGGAUUGUGAGAGUACUAUCAGGUUAAUUAAAAUGUGGCCGUUAAGAUUCACAUUAGAUAAAGCUGUGAACAGGGUGUUGAUAAUUUGCCCAUAAUAGGGCCAUUUGAGUCACAAACGAUCCAGGAAACCUCAAACCUCCGCAUAUUUUGAAACAUUAAACUUACUUUAUCUCUACUUCUUUCACUUAAGUAUCAUAAAUCUUCCACUCAAUGCACAGUAUUUCCUAUAUAUUCUUCCAUAAUUGUGCUGAACUCAGUCACGCACAAUACAGUCAAAUCUUCUAUUUUACAUUUUUCACUUUCCUAAUUUAUGAAAUUAAGACGGUCAGAGUGCAAUGCGAGAAUGAAAAUGUGUAGAAUGUAACUUUUUUGCAAGUGUUCAACACCCAAUGUGUUCUUAAAAUAAACGACUUACAACACG